CUCAAAUUAUAAGAAAGCUGGGCUGAUGCUGCAAGUUAAGAAGCCCAAUUUGUUUUGGACUCCUUGUGCUGCACACUGCAUUGAUUUGAUGCUUGAGGAUGUUGGUAAAAUACCAAUGGUCAAGGAAGCUAUCAAAAAAUCAAUAUCUUUGACUGGUUUUAUUUACAGUAAAACCGGUGUGCUGAAUAUGAUGAGAAAGUAUACAAGCAAGAGGGAAUUGCUUAGGCCGGCCACCACUAGAUUUGCCACUUCCUUCAUCACCCUGAGGUCCAUCCAUAACCAACGGCAAAACCUCAGAAAGAUGUUCACUAGUGAUGAAUGGAGAAAUAGCCAAUGGUAUAAAGAGAUACCCAGCAAAAAUGCAACAGCUACUGUCCUCAAUGACAAUUACUGGAGGCAUGUUGUCUACGCUCUCAAAUUGACCGGUCCUCUUGUUAAAGUGUUGAGGAUGGUUGAUGCCGAGCGUAAGCCUGCAAUGGGUUACAUUUACGAGGCUAUGGAUCGGUGCAAAGAAGCCAUUUCCAGUGUAUUCAAUGGAAGAGAAGAGAAGUUCAAGAGAGUAUUUGAGAUCAUUGAUACUCGAUGGAAUGAUCAAUUGCACAAACCGUUACAUGCUGCGGGUCAUUACUUGAACCCAGAAGUUUUUUAUGCCAAUGUGAAAGGUAUUUAUGAAUGUUCGGAGGUCAUGGAUGGUAUGGUUGCAUGUAUUGAGAAGUUGGUCCCCGACCAAAGCAUUCAAGACAAAAUCAUAAAGGAAGAAAUGCCCAAAUAUAAGAAGGUUGUCUCCUGUUUUUCACGUCCUUUGGCUAUUCGAAACAGAACUCAAAUGGCACCAGCUGAAUGGUGGAAUACUUUUGGAUCUGACGCACCAAAUUUGCGAAGUUUUGCAAUUAGAGUAUUGAGCUUAACUUGCAGUGCUACCGGCUGUGAAAGAAAUUGGAAUGUUUUUUCACAUAUCCAUAGUAAAAAGAGGAAUCGUCUAGCACAACAACGAUUGAACGAUUUGGUAUUUGUGAAAUAUAAUAGAGCGCUCGAACGAAGAUUCAAGAUUAGUGACACCACCGAUCCUAUUCUAUUGAGUGAUAUUGAUGAAAGUAACGAAUGGUUACUUGGUAGGAUGCAGGAUGAGGAUAAUGAUUUUGAUGAUUUGGUGUUUGAUGAUGAUGAUCUUCGUUGGACGGAUGUUGGUAGAGCUUCUGGAGCGUCGGAAACAGUGUACCAUACUAAAGGUAGCACAAGCACAAGAGAACAAGCCUCAAGCUCUAUGCGUUCUUAUACUCUUGUGGAUAAUGAAGAUGACAGUGAAGAUAUUAACUUGGUUGUAUCCGAUGAAGGAGAAGAGGACUUACCUAUGAGUGAUGAUGAUAUUAUUUAGUUAAUUAUUUUAUGUUUUGCAAC
Messenger RNA from Salvia splendens (bonfire salvia), 1398 nucleotides. RefSeq lists its product as uncharacterized. NCBI's taxonomy places the organism in Eukaryota, Viridiplantae, Streptophyta, Magnoliopsida, Lamiales, Lamiaceae. The record is from RefSeq and is a predicted model, not a curated record. Gene Ontology annotation, molecular function: protein dimerization activity. The transcript has 3 exons. Bases 26 to 1375 code for a protein of 449 amino acids.